Molecule: messenger RNA, 1586 nt
Organism: Oryza sativa Japonica Group (Japanese rice)
Lineage: Eukaryota; Viridiplantae; Streptophyta; Magnoliopsida; Poales; Poaceae
Cellular component (GO): membrane
Source: RefSeq, a predicted model, not a curated record
GGCGUGGGCCCCACCUGUCAGCCUCUGGCCCCCGCCUCCACCACCACCUCCUCUCUCUCUAUAGAGGAGAGAGAGAGAAAGCGAGGCGCGCGAGCAGUGUAGAGAGAGAGAGAGAGAGGCGGCGAGAUGGGGGAGGAGGAGGCGGCGGCGGCGGCGGCGAGGGUGGCGGAGCAGGCGAGGGAGCUGCAGGACGCGGCGGCGGGCCUCCUGUCGAGGUCGUCGGCGGAGGAGGAGGCGCUCCGCCGCCGCGCCGCCGCGCUCGGCGCCGAGCUCGCCAGGCUCCGCAAGGCCGCCGCCCACGCCGACAGCGACAAGGUUGAGGAGGACUUGGAUCGAGCGACGUGCCUCAUAAGCGAUGGAGACAUUGCGGCGCUGCUCCCGAGCAAGACACAUGGUACUUUCCUGAAGAUGUUCCUGGGACCAGUAAAUCUGCGGGCACCGAGGAAGGAGGUGCAGCUCAAGGUGAAGGAAGAGUAUAAUAGCUACAGGGAUAGGACUGCAUUGCUUUUUCUUGGUUUCCCAAUGAUUCUGUUGGUACUCCGGUCAUGGUUAUGGAAUGGAUGCUUCCCAGUAUUGCCAGUUCAGCUAUACCAGGCUUGGUUGUUGUUUCUGUAUACAACUUUAGCUCUGCGAGAGAACAUAUUACGAGUUAAUGGAAGUGAUAUCCGUCCUUGGUGGAUGUGCCAUCACUAUUGUGCCAUGCUGAUGUCUCUUAUUAGUCUAACAUGGGAGAUAAAGGGACAACCUGAUUGUUCUCGAAAACAGAGAGGCGUCGAGCUGUUUCUGUGCUGGGCCAUAAUGCAAGGUUUCGCCAUGAUGUUGCAGAACAGAUAUCAACGCCAAAGACUAUAUACUCGGAUUGCUUUAGGAAAGGCUAGAAGAAUGGACGUUGUGUGGGGAGAGACUGCUGGUGUUGAAGGUCAAUUGUUGCUACUAUGCCCUGUCCUCUUUCUGUUGCAGGGUUUUGAGGGUUACGUUGGAUUUUUACUUCUUCGUACUGCUCAUACAGGCAUCGUCCCUGAGUGGCAGGUUGUGGUCUGUGGAGUCCUACUGAUCGCAAUGGCGAUAGGUAAUUUUGCAAAUACAGUGGACACGCUGAUGGCCAAGUCCAGGUUCAAAGCAAAGAAGAGAUCCAGGGGCAAACGGGAUCCUGACACAUGCAACUCACCGACUGGCCUAUCACCAACAAACUCAACUGCCAGAGCUUGAUAUGGAUCCGGGGAAAAAAAUUCUCCAUUCUAUGAACAUUUCCCAUGUUCAAGCAGGGCUUGUUACUACCAUUGUAAAGCAUUAGUUUCUUGGCCACCAGCUCCUAGUCCUGACUGUCUCUGUCAAAGAUCAUACUCAUGUAAUCAGCUGAUGAUUAGGUUGCUGAUGGUCUCAGGUUGAGGUAAUCAAGAAUAAACUGCUCAUGUUUUGUGUAUUUUUUUUCUUUUGUUCUGAACAUCAGCCAUCAGGUGGACUAGAUGAACUUAGGACUGUAACAUGUAGCAAAAUUUUCCCAGUAUAGUUAUUGUGAGAUUUGCAAUGUCAGAACCAAACAUGUGAAGUUGUGCAUUAGCAUGUGGCCUAUCCUGUUCUCUUCU